This is a messenger RNA of Drosophila erecta, 2577 nucleotides long. RefSeq names its product GRIP1-associated protein 1 (gene salto). The record is from RefSeq and is a predicted model, not a curated record. The transcript is spliced from 10 exons. NCBI's taxonomy places the organism in Eukaryota, Metazoa, Arthropoda, Insecta, Diptera, Drosophilidae. The coding region runs from base 63 to 2414 and encodes 783 amino acids.
UUUUGCCUUUUUGAUCACAUAAGUCGUUGAUUUCCGAAACUUGAGCCAAGAAUAGCACCGUGAUGUCGCAUCCUGUUCGUGGUAACAAAGCGUCCUUGCUGAGGGCGAAUGGAAAGGCAAAUGAUAAGCAAGCCCCUAACAAUACCACUUGGACCCGCACUACCACAUGUGGUGGAAUCUUCUCCACGCCUCCCAUUCUCAAAGACGACGACAGCUUGACCAGACGUUGCAUGGCAAGUCGCAUUCCAGUUGGCCGUAGAACGAGUCCUGAAAAGUCGGUUGCCCAAUCGCGAAACACUUCCCCGAUGCGGGCUAAUCCUUCGAAGAAAGUACUGCCGUGUGUCAGUGCGUGUUCAUUGCCAAAUCGACGGGUCGAGCCCGAGCAUAAAGUGACCGAGAUCGAACGGAAAUCUGUGGCGGAUGAGGUGAUUUCCAAGCGGAACGUGGUUCCAGCACAAUUGCAUAAGUCAACGGCAGGCGUACCUAAGCAAUUCGCAAACACUGAUAAGAAAUCGCAUCGCCGGGUCCUUGAGUUGAACAAGUUGCGGGUCUUUGAGGCGCAGAAAGAGAAACUGGAACACUUGCAGUCCGAGUUUAUGCACAAGAUCCGGUUCCUGGGUCCGGAGCUCCAGAACCAAGGAGUCUUCAAGUUUGUGUCUCUGACCGUUAACGAUGAAUGCAAAGUCGUGGUCCACAAUGAUGAUCUGCUUCGAUUGCCCAAGAAUAUUCCCACCGAAAGUAUCAGUGACUUGAAAAACCGUUGUCGCGCGAUUGUAGAUCAGGGAUUUAUGCUGAUCUACGAACAUAUACCGAGUAUUCAGAGGACUAAAAAUGAUUUUGAGGCUCGUGAAAAGCGCGAGGAAAUACGGUGCAAGUUAGCUGAGUUAUUGAACCGAAAAAUGAAUUCCAUUGUCGAGGAGAUCGACGAGUUGUGCGGUCCAGGUAAUAAAUCCGAUUCACCCAACAAAAGUCUCUAUCGCGAGAUGGCUGAGCUGCGAUCCCAGAAGCAGUUGAUGGAGAGUCGUUACUUUGACGCCAAGAAGGAGUACAAUGACCAGAUAAACCAAUUGCGGGCCGAGUACGAUGCCAAGCUGGAAGAUCAGCUGGCCAGUCGGGAUCAAGCCAUGGCGGAGCUGAGGAAGAGUCUGCGGCGAAGCGAGGACGUGAUCAGCGACCAGACCAUGCGACUGGCCGAUAAAAAUUCCAAGCUGGUUACCGAGGAUUCCACCAUCGAGGCGCUGCGUUCCGAGCUAUCCACGCUGAAUACUACAAAUCAGCGAUUGAUUCAUCGUCUGGAAGACGCGGACUUAGGCAUGGAGCGUGCCCGCAAUUCCAUCGAAAAGAAUUUGGGACAGAUCAGCGACCUGGAGGGCGAACUGAAGGAGGCCCGGGAGCUCAUCGUCCAUCUGCAGAAGCGUCCGGAUGUCAUGGACAAGGGCGUUAUGGAGAAGGACCUCAUUAUUGCCGAUCUGAAGCUGCAGCUGCAGAAUCUUGAGCAGCACAAGAAUGUCCUGAACAAGCAGGUGUGCAACGCAUUGAAGCAGCAUGGCGACUUCGAAGAUCUGAGUGCAAGCUAUGAGAAAGCUCUUAAGCAGAUAUGCGAUCUAAAGGAGGCGCUAAAUGUUACCAAUGCCAAACUGGAAAUACAAUCCAACGAUUUGUCCAGGAUGCACCAACAAAUGGAGAUCGAUCAGAAGCUGCUGGAAGCUCGAAGCGAAUUGAUCACAAAGCUGCAGAAGAACGAGCAGGAUAACCGCUCCAAACUAGACCAAAUGUACUAUCAAGUUAGCGAGAAAGACACGCUGAUCAAUCAGGUAAACAACCAGCUGAACUCGAAGGAGGAGGAGUUCCGGAAUCUCUUCGGGACCCUCACGCACAAGCAGACGGAGGUGAGGAGGCAGGAGCAUGUCAUUAAGUUGCUGAAGGAGCAGAAUUCACGGGUAUCCUUGUUGCGAGCCACUCAGGACGAGCGGAAUGCCUCGAUGGAGGAGGAAAUCAAGAAUCUCAAGAACACCCUCCGUGAUUAUGCCAGAUUAAUUAUUGGCAAUAAUGGUCAGCAUUUUUUCGAAGUUGUGCCAGCUGGCGGAAUGGAGGGCAUUAGAAGUGGUGGCCAACGCGAGCAAGUCGACUUUUCCAGUGAGUUUCUGCAGCAGUCCCAACUGCAAGAGCUGGAGAUGUCCAAACCACGUGCUCGAAUCUUUGAGCCACUGCAGCAUCAGCUGUUCCCCCCCGAAAACCCAACCCCCAGUCCACGGCGUAAUUCGCCGCGGCAUUUAAUCCGCUCGCGCUAUCAACUGCAACAUCCGCGUAUCCGUACCACGAGUCCUCAAAGAGAUGCGAGUCCCCAACCUGCCCAGCCUCCUCAGCCUGCUCAGCGAUUGCGGCGACACCAGCGAUCCCGAGGGCAACGCUAGAGAACCGAUUUGAACAACCAACCGAACAACCUAACCAAAACCCAAAAGGCAAUGCGCAACAUGGAAAUUCUUAAGAUGCACAAACCAAAUUUAUUGUAAUCGUUGGCCAAUGGCACUUUUUUUUGUACCCACACCCACAGUAGUAAGAUGUAAUUGCAGAAAU